GUUCGGCCCGAAUCUGAGCCACAUCACUGCAGCCUCAUUCAAGCAGCCUCUGCUUAUUGAUGGGAGGAGCGGCGUGACUUCCCUACUUCUUCCCCCCACUAUGUACUUUUUUUUUAAACAUCCCUGCUUACGUUUUGGUAGGCAUACCCUAAUUUCCGCAUUCCCAAAUCCUCCCAGAUUGGGAUCCCGUUAAAAAACAAAUCGGGCUGAUGCAACGAUUUCCACUUUUCAGGAUUUACUCUCGACCCUCGGCUGAGCAGAAAAAAGGACAUUUGUUGCACCUGGGAUCAAAGUCAGCGGUGAUAAAGGUCGAGUCUGACGUGAUGCCAGGACAAAUUCCAGAUCCGUCUGUAACAGCAGGUUCCCUGCCCAGCUUGGGCCCGCUGGCCGGGAUCUCUGCCACAACGCUGACUGACAAGCUCAAAAUCGGUGACUUCCAGGAGUUUGGGACAAUGUUGUCACCCCUCCACUUCCUUGACAGUCUGGGAAAGAGGCCGUUAGUCAUUAAAACGGAGAAAGAUGAAGAAGAAGAGAGGAGAAAGCGAAGGCGAGAGAAGAACAAAGUGGCUGCUGCUCGAUGUCGGAACAAAAAAAAAGAAAGGACAGAUUAUCUUCAAAAGGAGUCGGAAAGAUUGGAGAUGUUAAACUCUGACCUUAAAGCUCAGAUUGAGGAGCUGAAGAAUGAGCGACAGCAGCUGAUCCUCAUGCUCAACCGUCAUCGGCCCACAUGUAUUGUCAGGACAGACAGUGUUAAAACCCCGGAGAACGAGGUGAAUCCCCUGCUGCAGCAGCUGGAGGCAAAGUGAAGGCACAGACUCUUCUUACACUUAAAGGAGUUGUAGAAAACUGUUAGCACUUAGGUUUGGGGCUUCGAGAUCAAAAAAGGCGGUCCUGACACACGAGGAGUCACAGGGCUAUUCUUAGCUUUCUCCUGUUGGUCAUCAGAACCUAAAACAAAACAAAAAAAAAUGUCACAAGUUUAGUUAAAAAAACUACGUUCCAAGCAGUUUUUAGCUUUUCCAUGCUGUUCCUACUUAAAUUCCUACCUAAAGGGGCAUGACCUUUAUAGAAAACCUUUUAAAAAUGUUCAGCUACAAGGAAAAGCUGACCUAAAAGCAAGUGGAUAAGUCCUGAGAUCAGAUCCGUCAACUGAAAUGACUAUUUUGCCAAUGAAUAACAUUUGAUUUACAGGCUGUUUUAAGUUUACACAUGGCCAUGUUGAAUAUAACUUGAACAAAUCAGUUGUCAUGUUGUAAAUAAAAUUUGUUCGUUUCUUGUUUGGUCACCAAAAAUCUUGUUUUACUACAAUUAAUCCCAAAAUAAAUAAAUAAAUAAAGAUCGUAAAAUUUUACUUUAAGUAGAAAAAGAAGAAACAGGACAUCCAAAAAACUACUAGAAAGAGGUUAUCAUUGCAUAUUGAUGAUAUGAAAUGUCAUACACGUAUGAAAACAACUAUUUACCAGUUUUUCUAAAGGAUAAUGUUGCACCUACAAAGACAGAAGUUUACUUUAUCACACAAAUUGCCUCCUGACCUUUCCUUCUUACAUUUGUUGGUCCAGCAGCAGAACCUGUUUGUUCUCUAUUUGAUUGUUUUGGCGCAGGCGUCAUUUAUGCACAUAUAUAUUUGGAGUGUUUACAUUGUACCUUUUUUUCUGAUACAAUAUUGUUACAACCAAUUAUGUUUUUUAUACUUUUGUAUAUGAUGUUAUAUAAGCAUAUAAGCUAUCCAAAAAGUUCAAUAUUAUAUUUUCUGAAUAAAUUACUGUUUAGUUUUUACAGCA
Messenger RNA from Oryzias latipes (Japanese medaka), 1781 nucleotides. Lineage: Eukaryota; Metazoa; Chordata; Actinopteri; Beloniformes; Adrianichthyidae. The record is from RefSeq and is a predicted model, not a curated record.